UGAGGAUGCUUCAAGCCAAGGCCAGACUGAUAUGUGGGUGUCAACAGAUAAAGCAAUAUAUUAUAUAGAGUUUAAAUGUUAUUUUCAAGAAACAAUGAAAGAAUUAUUGAUUACAAAUCUAGUGAAACAAGUGGUUAAUCAAAUUUUUGAAAAAGAAUAUUAUAUUGAUAAUAUCGUUUAUAUCUCCAAAACCCAAUUCGCAGUUGAUUGUAUCUGCUCUACUAAGACAAGAAAUAUUUGCAGUAUGAGUAUGCAAGAAUUUGUUACUGAAUCUGGUGGUUUAAAUAUACAUG
This is a messenger RNA of Dentiscutata erythropus, 293 nucleotides long. Lineage: Eukaryota; Fungi; Glomeromycota; Glomeromycetes; Diversisporales; Gigasporaceae. The record is from the annotation of a GenBank genome assembly.